Chrysemys picta bellii (western painted turtle) is the source of this 6002-nucleotide messenger RNA. It is a transcript of the gene HMGXB3, whose product is annotated as HMG-box containing 3. Lineage: Eukaryota; Metazoa; Chordata; Testudines; Emydidae. The record is from RefSeq and is a predicted model, not a curated record.
GUGCUUGUGGACGGGGAGGCACUUCCGGUGCGGCGGCCGGGUUCUUCCCGGCGUUCGGUCGCCAGAGGCGGGGAGGUUCCUGUCACCGCUUCCCCAGGGGCCGUGGCGCGUCCUGGGCCGGGCCGUCUCCCCGGCAUGCUGGGGCGGCCGCCCCCCUCGCCGAGCGCAGCCUCCCGGGCCCGCGGCCGCCUAUGUCGCUCGCUGGCAGCUCCGCCGCUGCCCCCGCUUCCACGCUGCUGCGCCGGACUCUGUGCCCCGGCUGGGAUGUGACCGGCCCGCGCUCGCCCGGUGCUGCCAACAAUGGAAGCUCAGUAUGAUGGCACUGAAGUAACUGUUGUGAUGGAGGAAAUAGAGGGCACCUACACCUAUGCAUCUCCAGUACCAUCUAAGAAGAAGAAAAAAUACAAAAGUCCUGGAGAUCAAGGGGAAAAGGCCAAAAAACCCAGAUCCGCUUACCUCCUGUACUAUUAUGAUAUAUACUUGAAAGUACAGCAGGAGCUCCCCCACCUCCCCCAAUCUGAAAUUAACAAGAAGAUCAGUGAGAGCUGGAGGUUGCUCAGUGUGGCUGAAAAAAGCUACUAUUUGGAAAAGGCCAAACUGGAGAAAGAAGGAUUGGACCCAAACUCCAAGCUGUCCACUCUGACUGCAGUAGUUCCAGACAUUCCAGGUUUCCGUAAAAUCCUCCCUCGUUCGGAUUACAUAAUUAUCCCCAAAACCACUCUUCAAGAGGACAGGAGCAGGCAGCACCUAGAACUAUGCGUGGCUCAGGGCCAAACAGCAUCUGAAGGAGUAACAGCUUCCACUAACAUCACCAGUGUUGCCCACGAUGCCAUGCAAAACAUCCUUUCUGUGGACUCGAGCCAUGUUGGCAUUUCUGAACAGUGCAUUGCCAUUGAAGGACUGGCAGAAGAGACUGCCUCAUUUGGUCAGUCAGACACUAUAGAAGAAGUAGUUGCUUCAGAGAUUCUCUCUCAUUAUGUCAGACCCAUAGCAGAUAAAAUGACUGGAGAUAUCCUCCUGGAUGAGGCUUCUUUGGAAAUAGGAGAGGGACAUCCAUAUCAGACAACUAGCGUGGUUAUUGAAGAGACUCUGGUUAGCAGCUGCAGAGACAUCUCCAAUGGGAGCAUUGCUGUGGCACAACCCCAGGUUUCUGAUGGUUUGUCUGUGGUAGCAGUGGUGACCGGGAGGGACACAGAUGAGAGCAGCUCCUCCAUGCCUACCACCCAGUUUAUUAUGCUACCUCUCCCGGCUCACUCUGUUGUGGAGAACCCAACAUCAAUCAAACUGACAACCACUUACACCCGCAGGGGCCAUGGAAACUGCACCAGUCCUGGUUGUUCUUUUACUUAUGUCACCAGACACAAACCGCCAAAGUGCCCAAAGUGCGGGAACUUCCUGGGAGGGAAAUGGAUCCCAAAGGAAAAGCAACCGAAAGGCAAAGCUGAGCAGAGUUCAGGGAUCCCCCUCAAAGCACCAGGGGCUAAACGAAGCCAGCAGCCAGUAGCCACAGGGCAGACAGCUGCUCAGGAGGAUGGCACCAAGUCUUCUCUGGAAAGCUCUGAAGCGGUCAGCCAGCUACUGAAUGCAGUGCCUGUUCAGGAGCAGAUACAGGAGACUGAAUGGGAAGAAGUGAUCAUCUCUGAGGCUCACAUCCUUGCCAACAAUGUGCAAGCCCAGGACAGAGGGAAUGCAGCAGCAGUGACGCUGGCUAAAGAUAACGAUGUGCAGGGCAACUCCUUCGAGCAGCCCGAGAAAGACAGCAUAGGGACAGGGCCACAGCCAUCUGUUGAGAUGACAAGUCCACUUCCCAGUCCAACUGCCACUGUCAAAAAGCCAAUGGGAAUUGAUGCUCUUGCUGCUGCACCGAAAGGACAAGAACUGAAGAGCAAACCAAAACCCAAGCCCUCCUUACUGGCUGCUGCAAGACCCAUGAGAGCGAUCCUACCUGCCCCUGCUAGCUUGGGGAGGGAAGCCCGCACAGAGCAUCUCAGCAGCCAACAGGGCUUUCCAAGUAAUGAUAAGCAUUCCCCUGUGAGAACCUCGGGCCUGAAGCCCAGUACGCUGAAGCAGUUGGGUCAGUCUGUCCUACAAACAUCUAGCAUUAGUGAGCGAAAGCUCCACAGCAGCCCAACCAGCAGGGCCUCUCAGGUGAAAGUAGUGGAGGUCAAACCAGACGUAUUUCCCUCCUAUAAAUACAGCUGCACCGUAACUUUGGAUUUGGGAUUGGCAACAUCACGUGGCAGAGGGAAGUGUAAGAACCCCUCCUGUAGCUAUGUAUACACAAAUAGGCACAAGCCGCGGAUAUGUCCCAGCUGUGGCUACAACCUCGCCAAAGACAGAGCUGAGAAAACUGUGAAAUCCCUGGAGGUCAGCUCAGGUCUUCCUGAUGUCUUGAACACCAGUGAACCCCUAACACAGUCUCAGAAAGAGAUCCAGCGCCAGUCAACACUGCAGCUGCUGCGCAAGGUAAUGCAAAUCCCAGAGAAUGAGUCGGAACUGGCAGAGGUCUUCACACUCAUCCACGAACUCAACAGCUCACGGCUCAUCCUGUCCAACGUGAGUGAGGAGACGGUCACCAUCGAGCAGACCUCCUGGUCAAACUAUUAUGAGUCUCCAUCUACGCAGUGCCUCCUCUGUAACAGCCCUUUGUUCAAAGGGGGACAGAAUUCUCUCGCUGGUCCACAGGAGUGCUGGUUGCUGACUGCUAACCGGUUACAGGUGGUUACUGCCCAGGUCAAAGUGUGUUUGAAUCUGCAGUGCCUGGCCUUGCAUAGCUUCACGGAUAUAUACACAGGCCUGUUCAACGUGGGUAACAAGUUGUUAGUGAGCCUGGACCUUCUGUUCACUGUCCGAAACCAUAUUAAACUGGGAGAGGAUCCCAAAGUGGCAGUUGGCAGCAUCCUGGAAUCUGUGCAGGAACAGACCGAGAAAACCCUGAGCCACGAGGAGCUGAGUCAGCUCCAGGAGCUGCUGUGCAGUGGCUACUGGGCCUUUGAGUGCCUCACUGUCCGGGACUACAAUGAUAUGAUCUGUGGAGUCUGUGGAAUUGCCCCCAAGAUUGAGAUAGCCCAGAGGAAUGCAGAAAACGUCCUGGCGCUAAAGAAUGUCGAGUUUACCUGGCCAGAGUUCUUGUCAUCCAGCGAGGUAAAUGUGGAAGAUUUCUGGUCCACGAUGGAGACAGAAGUGAUAGAGCAGGUGGCGUUCCCAUCUAGCAUCCCGAUCACCAAAUUUGAUGCCUCUAUUGUUGCCCCCUUUUUCCCACCACUGAUGAGAGGAGCUGUGGUUGUCAACACCGAGAAGGACAAGAACCUAGAUGCACAUCCGGUGCCAGGUAGUGGGAGUGCUUUGGUGAGGCUGCUUCAGGAAGAAUCCUGCAAACUGGAGCAGAUCAACUCUUAUAGUGAGGAAGAGCUGCAGUAUUUCUUGACACAGUGCAGCAUCCCCUGGGGGGCAGCAGACACGAAGGACCAGCUCUGUUACUCCCUCCUGGCUCUCUAUGACUUUGUACAGAAUGGGGCAGAUGCCAAACAACCCCCCGUCCACCACACAGGAGGCAAAAUCUACAAAGUGUGUCCACAUCAGGUGGUGUGUGGCUCAAAGUACAUUGUGAGAGGGGAAAGUGCCCGGGACCACGUGGACCUGCUAGUCUCCUCACGCCACUGGCCACCAGUCUAUGUGGUGGAUAUGGCUUCUUCGGUGGCAUUGUGUGCAGAUAUCUGCUGCCCUGCCCUGACUGUCCAGAUGUGGGGGAAAAACCAGGGAUGCUUCUCUGAUCCCGUGGAGCCCCCAACGUGUGUGUCCUGCCCGGAGCUGUUAGACCAACACUACAGUGUAGAUAUGACCGUAGCUGAGCACUCUGUCCAGCACCCAGUCACCAAAUCCACAGCCCGCCGAAUUGUUCACACCGGGGCAGAGCAGAACAGCCAGAGUGAUGCAACUGCUCGGCACCGUUCCAUCUCACUGUGCCAAGAGCUAGAACCUUAUAGUGCCAUCCUCACUGCCAUCAAUGACAGCAAAAGCAGCCACGUCCGCCAAAGGCCCAUCACCUUCGACAACGCAACCCACUAUUACCUCUACAACCGCCUGAUGGAUUUCUUCACCAGCAGGGAGAUCGUGAACCGGCAGAUCCAUGAAAUCGUGCAGAGCUGUCAGCCCGGCGAGGUGGUGAUCCGGGACACGCUGUACCGAUUGGGAGUGGCACAGAUCAAGACAGAAACCGAGGAGGAGGAAGAAGAGAACCAGGAAGAUGAUGGAGAGGUUGCUGAAUAAACCGCUCUCAACUGGUGGUUAGUCCCUUUCUAACCAUGCAGAUGGGCGUGCUGGGCUGCUGCAAGGUCUUGGCAGACUGGCUAGGCUUAACUGCAGGAGGUAGUUGGUUUUUGCUUUUUUUAAACAAAGAAGCUGUGAUUGCUUGCACUGACCAAAGAGCCAUGUGCUUCCAGAGGAUCAUGAUUGCUGCUGUGAGCAUAAGUUCCGUUAACAUCCUUGCUUACAGGAUGGGAUUCCCUUCCAAGGUGCUUCUUGGACCCGUCGAUUUGUCGUGCAAUGUGCUGUUCUCACACAGCAGCUGGAUGGGGUGAAGGGAUCAGUUUCCAGUCCCUGGGAAUGUCUGAGAUGGAAAAGCACAGGGUUGGUUUUUUUUGUUUUGUUUUGUUUUUUGUUUUCAUGGAUCUUGUUUGCUGACCUUGUUAAUAUCAUCAGUACAGGGUUGGGUGGGGGGAGCAGGAUGGAAGAAAGGUGGAUGAAAAUGUCCAAGUCCCCACCAAAUUCUGCUCUGAAUGGAUUAGCAUAAUACACGGACAUUCCCGCUUUGGAAUCACCCCUUCCAUCUGGCUAUGCAUUCAAAAGGAUCAUGUUUGGUGGCCUGCAGCUUUAAAAUAGUCAAGUUUGGGUAGCCUCACAGGAGGUGCUAGUGCCCAGAACUGAGUUAAGCAGUCAUGUGGGGUGGGUGCUCCCUGCUGUUGUCCUGGGUUCAGUAACAGUGCAGUAGUGCAGGUAUUUAGCCUGUGGAGAGGUGUGUCUGAGUUUCUAGGACUGUUAGUCCCUUAACAGGAGGAGCAGUAAUAAUUAUUUCAAUCUUGAUGGUUGUCUGCAUUACCGAAGAGUUGAACUUGAUGAUGGGUUGCCCUGGACUUGGCUAGCCAAGGGCUAACAAACUUCUUUAAGGACUGCUUUGAGCUGUCUAAGGCAACAACUUUUUAAACCAGCAAGGCGCUUGAAUUCCACGCACUUCUUUUUGGGCACUUUAUUCUUUUAGCUGUUACAUCCCAUUCAUAGACUUCAAGGAAAAUUUAUAUUUGUCCUACAAUUGGGGCUGAAUGGCAAAAGACAGCUGUGCAGCAGUAACAAGAGGCAAUGAAUGCAACGUAACCAGAGAGGCCCAUGAAGAGAGAUUUUUAUAAUCCUCUCCCAACUGAGACUGUGGUUGAGAGGGCUGCAUCCACUCUCCUUUCUGAGCCGUUUGCAAAGUGUGGUGACCCAUCCUGCCAUUAUCCCCACAGCGCUGUCAAACUUAAAUGGGUCCGUGCUAUCUAUACACUGCUCUCACUAUUUUCCUUUGAGCCAGGCUGAGUCCCCCUUCCCUCCAGCAUAUUUAAACAGCAGCUCAAACCCUGUUUGUAUAGCUGCUUGCAUUGUCCACUGACACCCUUUCUCUGCUGCUGGCCAUAAAUCUCAAAAUAUACACGUCAGGUCCGGCUCAAACAAGGUAGAAGGUGGGAUACUGGAAUGGUGGGAAACCAGGAAAACUUCCAGGAAGGCUUUUCCUUGUGUGGUCAGAAGAGUGGAUAAGAGACUUGUGGUGUUGAUGAAAAUUCCCUUCUGUGAAGGGGAACCUACUGAGUACCAUACUGUAAACAUAAAUGUAUUAAGUCUGAACAAAUGCAGUAAUUAUGGUUUGGGGUUUUUCUGUUUAAAAAUGUUAAUUUAUUCUAAAAGACAUUAGUGACUUUUUUCAGUCAGUGAUAAAUUUUAAUAAAUUAUCUCCAAUUUUUUGGGUGAAA